UAUCCUUUCUUUGUAAACUACAUAUAGAGACAUAGGCUAAUAUGAGCCUAUUAUAAUAGGUAUCCUUUCUCAUAAGAUUAUUCAAACUUCAGAAAUAAAUAAACCCAGCUUUACAAUACUGUUAUAGAAUAUAGAUUCGAACUCUAAGGUAGUGUUGAAUCGUACCAUGGAUCAUAGGCUAUCAUUUCAUGCGUAAACGGUAUCAUGUAAUAUUAUGUAGGUAUACCAUAUUAAAUGGAGCAUGCGCGAUGAGAUUUCCUUUUUCGCGCGGCGUAGUAUCGAAUACUCGGAGGGAGCACGGUGGAAACGGCUUACGCCUUCCGACAACCCAAGAAUUCCUUUGUUUCUCAAGUAUCCCACAGAGCCACCGCCGGCUAAGAGUACCAAGAAGGAAGUCAUCGUGGUGCCCUCGCAUCUCGCCGAGCGCUUCGACGAGAUUGGAUCAGCAAGUGAGACAGGAGUGGAUGUGAUCGACCUGGGCGCUCCGCGGCGCGCGCGCCUCUCCCCCGCCCGCCCGCGCACCGCCCCCGCCCGCCCGCGCCCUCUCUACACGCCCAAUCCGCGCCUCUACCCGGGCCCAGCGAUUCAAUCGAAGCGGAAGGCGGACAGAGGGAGCUCGAAUCGUGGUCGCAGACGAAAGCGCGUGUUUCGGCGACCCGUCCCGAACUCGCGCUUGUACCGGCCCGCGCCGCCGCGGCCCGCCCCGCCGCCGCCGCGGCCGCGCGCCGCCUGGCCGCCGCCCGCCAGCUCGGCGCCGCUCGCGCUGGACACGGCGUCGCGCGCCGCGCUGCGCCUGCUCAGCUCGCGGCUCGCGUCGCCGCCGCGCGCGCCCGCCGCGCCGCGCCCCGAGCGCCGCCUGGUGGUGAAGCUGCCGCCGGCGCCUGAGAGCGCGCUCUCGGUCUCGCCGGAGCGGCUGGUGCGCGCCCGCGCCAUGGACACCGCCACCCGACAUUCCACCAGCCCGGAUUGCUCAGACGGCAACGAGCCUUCCUCGGCGCCUUCAGAGUUUCUAGCUGAGUUUCUAUCUGCGAUAAUGAGACGGCAGUACGCAGAGGCGCUGAAGUACUGCCGCUUGAUCCUGCAGUACGAGCCGCACAACGCGACGGCGCGCGGCUUCUACCCGCUCCUGCAGCACAAGCUCAACAAUCACAAAAGCAAUAAAGAUGAAACCAGUUCAAGCGAGGAAGCAAGCCCUCCGCAUGAUCUCAAAAAUGAAUGCGACACUGAGGAGGGUUCGGGCGGCUUGAAGGUGGACGGCGGGGCCGGAGCGACGGGCGGCACGGGCGGCACGGGGGCCACCGGGGCCACGGGCGGGGAGGACAGCGAGGACGCCUGGGACGAGUCGGAGCGCUCCGGGGCCUCUUGUUCAUCCCUGGAGCUGGACUCGUCGUCUCCCAGCCGCGCACAAAAUUCACGGUCAACGCGCUCUUCCGACAGUAAGUACCUACCUACUUAAAAUUAUGGAACAUGUGGUAUAAAAAAAAUAUUUAAGAAAAUCUUUAUUUUGCCAAAACAUUAUAGCUCAUAUUAUCACGUAAAUAACUAUGUAUACUCAAUACUGUGUCAUAAAACUAGAAAAGCUCACAUUGAAACAUCUUAUGAAAACACGUUCAUUCCGCGCAUUUUGAUACCUAUCCGAUUUAAGAACGCGCCCUUAAAAUUAUUAUAUAUAGUUACCCACGAGUUUGCAAAAUAUGGGAAAUUUGUGAUCCGUAUUACAUCCCUUUG
Molecule: messenger RNA, 1728 nt
Organism: Colias croceus (clouded yellow)
Lineage: Eukaryota; Metazoa; Arthropoda; Insecta; Lepidoptera; Pieridae
Product: serine/arginine repetitive matrix protein 1-like
Exons: 7
Coding region: 242-1456 (404 amino acids)
Molecular function (GO): protein binding
Source: RefSeq, a predicted model, not a curated record